CAUCGCCAUUGAAAUGCAAUUUACUAAACUGAUCAUUUAUACAAAUAUGCCUGGAAAAACAAGCAUAUUCGAUUCUUGAGCGCAACAAUAGGAGAAACGUUAUCAGCACUCGUCAGACAGAGCAAACAUUCAACUGGAAAUCAGAUUAACUGAAAUCUUGCUUGGAGUCUAGAUCAUAAGUUAACACCCACUUCAGUGUGAAAUCCGCAUGUAGGCUGUUAGAUGCGUCAUUUUGGGCCAGAAGCUGCGUGGAAAUAAAAUAUUGAUUCCUUAGCGUAUACACUUUGUCGUGGUAACCUUUCGACGCGUCCAACUUGGUGAAAACGUCAACCGUGCUGUGCUGUUGCUUAGAGCAGCUACAUUGUACAGGGUAACCAGCGCUACCAUUGAUGAGCCAUACCUCCAUGAGUCGUUCUCGACACAUCCCACAUACGGACAGGGAAUAUACAAUAGUGAGGAUACCAGUCUUACAGCAGAUGGAGACACCAUUUGACCGAGCACUGGCUAACUGAUAUCGACGCAAAAAUCCAAACAGUUAUAUUCACCGAUGUAUAUUAUUCUCCAUACAUCAACCGCUUAGAAUGCAUCAGUUGGUGCAUGCAGAACGAAUCUACCGGUGUUGUGGAUUGGCGGUAGGCAUUAGGCUGUAACAUGCAGCUGCUAAUAACUCAAUAGAAAUGAUCAUAAACAAACAGUGAGUUCAACACCUUGAUGAGUGUUUGUAUAGUGAAAUUGCAGCAAAUUUCAAAAUCUGGAUUCCAUAUUCUCCAUGGAUUCAUCGCACAGCUCAGCAGCGCCUAGUGGACGGUAUGGCGGUAACGUGAUGAGUGCGAGUCGUAGGCGAAAGCAGACGAGGGAGUCUCACUUGCCUAUCAGCUGUGUUGAUUCCUCCCUGCAGGCCAGGGUAGUCAUGGAACAGAUCUGCCGUGAGAGAAGCCAAAUAUACCAGCAAUCUGUCGUCCAGACGGUUCUAGGACAGCACGAGGGGCACAAAAAGUCCUCUGACGCCAAACCUAAACUGAAAUUGCCAAACAUUGAUGACAAGAAUCACGCACCAUCCAGACAGCUCAAUGCCGGCGGUGAGCGCGAGGAGCUUGCGAAGACGGAAACGCUUCCUCGCAACUCCAACAUUGUCAUCGAGCAUUUCACAACUGCUUAUGCAGAACCUUUACCACACGCAGCUAGAAGACCUGGAGGUAGUAACAGGAUUUUUCAAAACUCUGUGCCUAGUUGCAGUUCGGCAAGUUCUUCUGCGGGGAGGGCAUCGGCGGGAAUGUCGCACCAUCACGCCCAGCGUCGACCCAGAGCGGCUGUUUACAAAAACGGGGCCGUGUUGCGAGCCCAACCCACCACCGAUCGCAGUCCCAACGACGCUUUAACCAGACUGGAGGAGUAUAAAACCAACCCAAGGCGUCGUGAGGUUCGACGGAGAUACACGCCGGAUACCGUGGUGCCGAGACGAGCUCGGUCUCAGUCGAGCGGGCGGGGAAUGACAAACCCACCCGCGCUUCAGACGAGGAAACGCCGUGGGUCAAAUUUGGACGCCGGCCGAAGCCAGUCUGACCAGGACAUACCCAGUGCCGAAGCUCGUCACAAAACACAGCCCAACCUUCAACAUAAGACACGGCAUAUCUCCAAGUCACAGGACAGUUUGCAUCAGCCGAUGGACAGCCAAGACCCCGGACCCUCACAGACAAGUUUAGGUCCUAGCGACUGGCAACUAGCCCGGGAGAAAUCAUUUGAGAUCACAUUCCCUGGGUACGAUACUCGGUUUGUCGACCUCCCAGACCCGAACACACUCAUCGAGCAGGGGGAAUUGAGUGAUAUCGACCGGCGAGUCCAAUCUCAAAUUCACGCUUCAUCCGUUGAAAAAUGUCGACGAUGGUUGAACAAAUGGGUCCUUACGACGUAACAAAAACUAAAAAAAAAACACCUGAAAAGCAGAUAAAUAUAAUAUAAUGCAUCAGAAUGAAAUUGUAUAACGAACUUAUAAAACUGAAACUCCACAACUACGCUUUUGGGGGCUGAAAGAAAAAACAAAUUUUAUUUGGUAAAGAUAAAUAUAGGCCUAAAUGUGUGCAAUUUGAAAAUAAAAAUCAUAUUAAUGUGCAAUUAAUAUUAAAGCUGCGUAAAGUAAAAACAACAUUCAUAGAAAUCGAUCAAGAUAUAUUGUUCGUAAAACAUUUUGUGUCUCUUGUCUAGAUAAAUGUUAAAAAGUAGGAGUAUGUGUUUGAUACUUAAGUACUCAAGGCGCUGGAAAUUAUAUCAAUUAUUAAAGAAAGGUAAAUAAAGUUUAUGAGAAAUAUGAGGCCCAUUAUGUAGCACCUCAUAAUGGUUUACAAGGUGCUGAUAUUUCUUUAAUGUGACUGUAUCGGCCACAUUGAUAUACAAUAUGUUUUUUUAUGCUUUCACUUUCAGAGGUAUUUAUUGAUCCUAACGUGCGAGGGAGAUAUUUUCCGAUAUUAUUGAUUCUGAGGUAACAUAUGAAAUAUCGUGCCCCUCAAUAAAUACGUCGAAGGUGAAAAGUCUUGGUCUUAUAUGUUUUCCCCAGAAUUCCCGUUUCGUGACGGCAACAUGUGAGCACUUGCUACGCUUUAAUUCAUGUGCAUUGUGUUCAUUUAGCUCAUCGCAGAGAAAAAUAAGUGUUGCUGCCUUGGACUUGAAAAAAUAAACAUCAAUAUUUUCAUUUUGUCUGCGAGAGCGAAAUCUAGUUUUGAAAGCAUCAACCAAAUUGAUAGCAAUAUUCAUAAUGUGAA
Patiria miniata (bat star) is the source of this 2756-nucleotide messenger RNA. RefSeq lists its product as uncharacterized. The coding region runs from base 770 to 1912 and encodes 380 amino acids. The transcript has a single exon. The record is from RefSeq and is a predicted model, not a curated record. NCBI's taxonomy places the organism in Eukaryota, Metazoa, Echinodermata, Asteroidea, Valvatida, Asterinidae.